Messenger RNA from Rotaria sp. Silwood1, 564 nucleotides. Lineage: Eukaryota; Metazoa; Rotifera; Eurotatoria; Philodinida; Philodinidae. The record is from the annotation of a GenBank genome assembly.
AUGGGUUCACCAUUUACUAUGGUUUUAGCAAAUAUUUAUAUGUUAGAAUGGGAGCAAAAAUUAAUUCAACACCAAAAUAGACAUCAUGAAAUUUAUGGACGGUUAAUUUUGCAUUUAUUAGUUACUUUUUUUUUUACUCUAAUAAUCAUAAAUAUUUAUGGAUAUAUUGACGACGUAUUUAUGACAACCAAUAUAUCCAAAGAAGAUAUUCUGAAAGAACUUGAUGAAACCGUUAAAACAGAUUCAAAUGUUACAAUUAGUACUACUAUCAGUCAAUCAUUAGAAUAUCUUGAUGUUACUAUUGAAAAUAAUAAUGGACAUUUAAAAAUAUCUGUUUAUCAUAAAUUAGCUUCAGAACCCUAUAUUCUACCUUAUGAAUCUGAUCAUCCAAGACACGUUCAUGCGAAUAUAAUUUAUAUUGCAUUAGUGCGAGCUGCACGUAGAUGUUCCAAUGUGGAAGGUUUUGAUAUGGAACGAUUAAGUACAGAAAUGAUAUUACUAGUUAACGGUUAUCGACCAAAAUUUAUACAACAUCAUAUAAAAAACAUUCUUUGUCAAAUAUGA